Molecule: messenger RNA, 2253 nt
Organism: Polyodon spathula (Mississippi paddlefish)
Lineage: Eukaryota; Metazoa; Chordata; Actinopteri; Acipenseriformes; Polyodontidae
Product: PRA1 family protein 3-like
Exons: 3
Coding region: 54-626 (190 amino acids)
Biological process (GO): negative regulation of transport
Cellular component (GO): membrane
Source: RefSeq, a predicted model, not a curated record
GACGUCGCAGCAUCCUCGGAUCUUUUCCUGUACACCCGCGCAGUUCCGCAGUCAUGGCUGGAAUUAAGAUCGCACCGCUCAGACCCUGGGACGAUUUUUACCCAGGGACCGAUCGAUUUGCAAAACCAGACUUUGGUGAUUUAACAAAAUGGAACAACAGAGUCGUGAGCAACUUACUUUACUAUCAAACCAAUUACUUGGCACUGGCUAUCGUUGUUUUUUUGAUCGUGGGGUUUUUAAACCCCCUGGCAAUGAUCCUCGGAGGAGCCGUGGUGACCCUGGUGUUUAUGGGCUCUGUCUGGGCUGGAGAAAACAAGGCUGUGAUCAAGAACUUUAAGAAACAAAACCCCAUGGUGUUUGUGAUUGCUGUUAUGGGAGCAAGUUACUUCCUUGUCUCACUUUUCGGGGGGGUGAUGGUCUUCAUAUUCGGUAUUACAUUUCCAAUACUCUUGAUAUUUAUCCAUGCCUCGCUGAGACUUCGGAAUCUGAAGAAUAAAAUGGAGAACAAUAUGGAAGGAGUAGGGCUGAAGAAGUCACCUAUGGGGGUCAUUCUCGAGGCUCUUGGGCAGCAAGAAGAAAGUAUUAACAAAAUUGCAGAUUUCAUUGCUAGCAAAGUCAAAGAGUAAUUGAAAACCUGCCCAGUAUAAGCAACAUAAAUCCCUCUGUGGUGCCCUAACUAUUUAAUUUUGUAAUACUGAAACGCAAUACAAAAUUGCAUAUUGCUUUUCUGACAGAUCUUGAAGAACAUUGGUUUUGAAGGCCACAUUUGAAUUCCAUUGCUUACUACACAGUGUCCAUUAUUCCAUCUUUUGGUGUUUGCUGUAGUUUACCUGGUCUUGUCAAGUGCUAUAUUUCUCUUGGUAAUAAGUAGUUUGUUAUAGCAGACUGCCUAGAAUACCAUAACAAUAUUUCUAACAGUAUAUUUGAAAUAAAAGUUCUGCAUCCUCAGACUGGAUGUUGUUUUCUACAUACAGUGUGGUUGCAUUUAUAUUGCUGUAAAUUAUUGUAUACCAAGAAAGGGACAAAAUAUGAAGGCAACAUCAAUGUAAACUACAGAAACUAUACAAUUGCAUGUCUGGAUAUUAGAAAAAGGGUUUCGACUCAAAAGUAAAAUGAAUUUGGCUGGAAUUCCAGUAUGUAUAUAGAAUAUGUAGGCAUUUUCAGCACAACCAUGCUAUAUUAAUUGUUACGGGCAUAGGAAUGACAUGUUUGUAGACUAGUAAAAGCACAUUAGCUUGCAGUGCUGCCUCUAUCCCUGUAUUUCUUCUAGCAAUCUGUCAGGUACAUUUACAAUUAUAUACGUGUUAAAUAUAGACGUGUGGAUUAAGCCUGAACCAUUGCGUUGGCAGCAGUUGUGUAGAGUUCUACAUUGUAAGAUGGUUCGGAUUGGCACAGCAAUAUAGUCAACAACAUUCCAGAUUAUUAUCAAGAUGGCUUUUCUAUUCCAAAGUAGAUUGCUGUGUAAUACGGUAUAUCGUUUUUGCUGUGGAUUUUGUUUGUGGAAACAGCUUAAUAAAAACCUUAAAAUACGUCUGACGUUAUACUUUAAGAGUUAAUUGCAAGCUUUUCACUCCCUAUUUUCAAAUUAAGUUACUCGCAUUACACACAGUGUACCUUUUUUAAAAUAUUUCUGCCAUCCAGAGUAAUGUAAUUUAAAAAAAUGAUUGUAUACCUCGCAUUUUUUUAUACGUUGAUUUUUUUUUUUUUUUUUAAUGCAUGCAUGCUGAACUGUUUGUGCAGUAUCUGCAUUCUGACAUUUUUCUAUUCCAUUGAGUCCCAAUCAGUAGGUGCUCUGUUUGCAGCAAAUGUGGACAACAACAACCUUGCUAUGCUGCAAAGGUACAUGUUUCCAGUUUUUGGAGGCCUAUCUGGUUCAGAUCACAAGACAAGUACAAGGUUGCUUCCAUGACCAGUAACUUGCAUCACAAAACAUCAAUAAUAAUAUAGUGGCCACAUGUUUUGGCUAUCCGCUUUGUUUGGUCCCAUAAUUACAGGCAGUGUUCUAACCUUCCUACAGUAUGAGAGGUAACUGCCGUACUGACAAGAGCAGCCUCUUAUGCAAACUAUUCAGCUGUAAUUUGAACUGCAAUGAGGAUGUGAGAAGUUGUUGGGUUUUUUUUGGUUUUGAGUUCUGGUUUCUAAUCCAGUUUAUUCUAGUACAAAAAAGUUUUUUGUAUGCAAUGUACCUUCCAUAAAUAUUUGUCUCUUGCAAGUGCAAUGCAUUGGAAAAGUUCAAUAAAAGAAUGAAGAAUA